AUUACAAAUAUACCCUAAAUUUAAAAUUAUUCGCUUGAGUGCCUAGGGUUUGUGAUUUGUACAAAAGCAGAGCGGAAGAUUCAGAAAGAAAGGGAAAAAGGAAAGAAGAGGGAAACAAUGAGCCGAAGCUUGGGCAUACCGGUAAAGCUACUACACGAGGCGUCGGGUCACGUGGUAACGGUGGAGCUGAAGAGCGGAGAGCUUUACAGAGGAAGCAUGAUCGAGUGCGAGGAUAACUGGAAUUGUCAGCUUGAGAACAUCACCUACACUGCUAAAGAUGGAAAGGUAUCACAGCUUGAGCAUGUUUUCAUUCGAGGCAGUAAAGUCAGGUUUAUGGUCAUACCUGACAUGUUGAAGAAUGCUCCAAUGUUCAAGCGUCUGGAUGCUAAAAUCAAGGGUAAGAGCUCAUCUCUAGGAGUUGGCAGAGGUAGAGCUGUUGCAAUGCGAGCCAAGGCCCAAGCUGCUGGCCGUGGCACAACAGCCGGUAGAGGUGUUGUGCCAUCUGUUCGUAGAUAACUUUGUCUUGUCAAAUGUUUUCUAUUCUCUUCCGUCAGUAGCAGCGUGCAUCAUCAUAGGUCACCUGAGAAAUGCUUUGAAUUUAUUACCAAGCUUGUACCUCCUCAUACUUGAUGUGAAAGGGUGACUCU
Molecule: messenger RNA, 647 nt
Organism: Durio zibethinus
Lineage: Eukaryota; Viridiplantae; Streptophyta; Magnoliopsida; Malvales; Malvaceae
Product: small nuclear ribonucleoprotein SmD3b-like
Biological process (GO): spliceosomal snRNP assembly; RNA processing
Cellular component (GO): spliceosomal complex
Molecular function (GO): RNA binding
Source: RefSeq, a predicted model, not a curated record